Zingiber officinale is the source of this 747-nucleotide messenger RNA. Its product is annotated as 21 kDa protein-like. Gene Ontology annotation, molecular function: enzyme inhibitor activity. The record is from RefSeq and is a predicted model, not a curated record. Gene Ontology annotation, biological process: negative regulation of catalytic activity. The transcript has a single exon. NCBI's taxonomy places the organism in Eukaryota, Viridiplantae, Streptophyta, Magnoliopsida, Zingiberales, Zingiberaceae. Bases 52 to 684 code for a protein of 210 amino acids.
CCUCCACAAAACCCGCCCUUGUCUUCUCCUGUCACGCCAGUAAAGGCCACGAUGCCUCCCACCACCAUCCUCUUCUUUUUCGCCUUCCUUUUCCUCUCACUCGCCUCCUGCGCUCCGCCGCCGGCCUUUCCUCCGACGAGCCCUUCCCACGACCGCGCCACCCUGUUCAUCCGCUCGCGCUGCAACCUCACUCGCUACCCGGACCUCUGCUUCUCCUCCCUCUCCUCCUACGCGGCCGCCGUCGGCGGAAGCUCCCCCGAACUCGCCCGCGUCGCCGCCAACGUCACCCUCGCCCGCCUCCGCGGCCUCCGCGCCCACGUCUCCGCCCUCCGCCGCGCCGGCGCCGUCCGCGGCCGCGCGGCCGCGGCGCUGCGCGACUGCUCCGAGCAGCUGGGCGACGCCGCCGACCAGGUGUGCCAGACCUACGACGAGCUCCGCGGCGUGGAGGAGUUGGUGGGGAUGGAGGUGGCGUGGCGGGUGUCCAAUGCGCAGACGUGGAUGAGCGCCGCCCUCACCAACGAGGAGUCCUGCUCUGACGGGUUCCGCGAAGCGGCCGCCGCGUCCGCAUAUGGCGCCGGUUCCGGCGUCGACGUCAAGACCGAUAUAUGCAGCCGGGUGAGGAGGGUGAAGCAGUACACCAGCAAUGCCUUAGCGCUCGUCAACAGCCUCGUCGGCGGCCGAUGAACGGAAGCUAGAUCGAUCCUAAGAAACGUGCAUGAAGAACAAUAAAGCUCUCAAUUCUCAUCA